GCUCGGUCGUCGCCAAAUCUCGUCCGACGCGUGUGCACCUCUGCAACACUGUUACGAUGAUAUUAUAUUAUUAUUAUUAUUCGUCGUCGUACGCGGCGCGAGUCGAAUGAAUUAUUAUUAUUAUUAUUAUUAUUAUUAAAAUAUAUUAACUAACCGAACACGGCCAAUUUAUUAUUAUUAUCAUUUAUUAUUAUUAUUAUUAUACACGAAGUAAUAAUGUGUUGUACACGAGCUCAAUAGGCUUCAGUGCACAUCGCGACUUGCACUGUCGUGGUCGUAAACGCGGCGCGCGCGGUGUUCUUGUGAACGCGAUACGCCGGUCGUAGUUGGAUUUCUCCUAUUCUCCUUCUCAUCGCAUCCGUUUUUACCAUACCACUAGAUAACCAACAACAUCAUCAUCACGAUGCACGUACGGCGUUGAUUCCGACCGCGAUUUUUCCGUUUUCAAGUAUGUCCGAAAAUGUCAGAUCGUCCACCGUUGAAAUUGUCAAAAACAAUGGUUAUACUGUUGAAAUACACAAUGUCGUCACGGACGAUGGUUACAUCUUGGAGUUGCAUCGCAUCCCGAGAAACAAGGGCGGAAAAGAACCCACCAGAAACCAUCCGGUGUUCUUACACCACGGCGUUUUGGGGAGCUCGGCCGAUUGGGUACUCGGCGGGGCCGAUAUAUCGUUACCGAUGCAACUAUCCGACGCCGGGUACGACGUGUGGAUGGCCAAUUGCCGGGGUAACACCUAUAGUAGAAAACACUCGUCGAUAAGUUUCAAGCAAAAAGAUUUUUGGAAUUUUAGCUUACACGAAGUCGGAAUGUUUGAUUUGCCAGCUUCGUUCGACUAUAUUCUAAUGAAGACCAAUGCCAGACAACUCCAUUAUAUAGGUUAUUCGAUGGGCACGUCCGUGUUUUACAUUAUGGCAUCUGAAAGACACGAAUACCAUCAAAAGAUAAGGUCGCAAAUCAGUCUUGCACCGGUCGCCUACUUGUUCAACACAAGAUCGUCUGUGAGACAUAUCGCUCCGUACGCCAAGAAGAUGAAUAAUAUGUAUAAAUGGGUUUCUAAUGGAAUGUUUUUGCCUCAAUCAAGGAUGCAAUCAUUGUUAGUAACUAACACGUAUGGAGAAAGAAUCGCACGGACUCUGUUUUGUCAAAAAAUCAUAUCUUUUGCUGUAUCUUCUGUGUGUGGUAGUGAAACGUAUAUUUUCGACCAUAAAUUGAUACCACUCGUCAUCGAACAUUUUCCAGCAGGAACAUCAGCCAAGCUUUCCACGCAUUUCGCACAGCUUGUAUUGAAAGACUGUUUUAGCCAGUAUGAUUACGGUCCAGCUAUGAAUUUACAACAUUAUAAUUCUACUGAACCUCCAACGUAUGACUUAAAAUCUAUACAAGUGCCCAUUGCGUUGAUAUAUGGAAAAAACGAUGUAUUGACCGACUUAGAGGACAUAAUGAGACUGAAAUCACAACUUCCAAAACUGAUAGACGUCGUUCCGGUCGACAGUCCGCGUUGCAACCACGUGGAUUUUUUGUGGAGCUUUGACGUGACCAAAAAAGUAAACGAGCAGGUAACGGAAAUACUACAAAAGACUGACCACGCGGACUGGGAGUAUACGGGUCCUCCAGCGGACCCCCAUGCAGAUGUCUACGAAACGGACGAAAACAGCAGUCGAGUGACUAAAGGCCAACAACCAAACUCGACGAACGACGAUCACGAAUUAGUGAACUUUGUUCAGGAAACGGACUACUCGUCGGGUAUAACUCCGGUGCGGCAGGACGACGAUGACGACGAAUCGGCGGAGAUUGUACGAGAACAGAGACUGAUGCAAAAGGUGCAAUUGUUCGGCAACUUGAUUAUGUUGUUGAAGUCCACUGAAAUGAAGUAUCACCGACUCCGGAACGGAUUGACCAGGGAGAUCUCAGGAUGGGCUCACAGAGCCCGAAAAGUGACUGGAACUCGUCACGCGGCAGCAAGUAAUUCUGCGGUUGUCGCCGGACCAGAAGACAAGCCGCCAGUCGGCUGUGCAGUCGCAGCGAAAACCGAACAACCCAUCACGGCGUCGCAAUUCUCCAAUAGAGCUGGUGAUUUCGACGAUUAUUGUGGUGAUCUGAACCAUACGGACGACCGUACGAUAACGAGACGCACACUUUACAGCACGUUCGGCAAUCUUGGAAGAGCGAUAAGGUUCUUGAAGUUCCGCCAUAAAUAGACGUGUAUUUCGCAAGACCUUUCGUAUAAUUUUUCUCUUACCUAUUAAAAUUUGUUUGGUUUUUUAAUAUUUAUAUUUACCUAUAUUGUAACAUCUAUAUACUAUACGCGUAAAUCGAGUUUUAUAUAAAUAUUUAUUUAUAUUGCGUAUAGAGAUACUGUACGCCUGGCGGACCUUAACAUUAUUUGUUUAUUAUGAUCAGUGCUUUUAUAUAUCUAAUUACAGGACUAUGCCUGUGACCGCAAUCGUCUUAAGUGUCACCGGAAGUACGACAUAGGGUAUAAUAUAUUGUAUCGCGGUUUGUAUAAUCUGUAGAGAGAUAACUUUUUAAUAAUAUAAUUGUUUUGUGAUUUAA
Melanaphis sacchari is the source of this 2554-nucleotide messenger RNA. RefSeq names its product lipase 3-like. The record is from RefSeq and is a predicted model, not a curated record. NCBI's taxonomy places the organism in Eukaryota, Metazoa, Arthropoda, Insecta, Hemiptera, Aphididae. The transcript is spliced from 8 exons. Gene Ontology annotation, biological process: lipid metabolic process. Bases 451 to 2199 code for a protein of 582 amino acids.